AAUUGGCAGACUCACUGCAUUUAGAAUUAUCUGGGUCUUCAACAGCAAACUUAUCUCUAUCUGAUGAAGCUAGGAGAAUACCAUCAGUCCUAGGAGAUUGUUCAUUGAAAGAGCCUUGUAUGAGUAAUUUUUCUGAAAAUCUGCCACAUCCUGCUGAUAAACUAUCAUGGCUGAGUUACACAGUCCAGUUUUCACAACCACUGAACCAGUUUGGGAAUUUUUCUGCAAACCUCUUUUUCUUGGAUAGUGGAAAUGGAACUUCUCUUCCAAUUACCAUCAAGUUUGGGCUGAUGGAAUCGCCAUGUCAAAAUGGUGGAAAAUGCCUUGCCACAGGUAUUUAUCCUUGCAAUGACACCCAUAGAACACACAGCUUUGAUGCCUACUACAGAUGUGAAUGUCUAGGAGGUUACCAAGGGAAGUACUGUACCGAGGAUAUAAAUGAAUGUCUCAGUGAUCCCUGUGUGGCACCCCUCAUCUGUUAUAAUGAAAUCAACCACUACCGGUGCGCAUGUCCUCAGGAUCAGCCUAACUGUGAGCUCCUGCCCUGGAUGAUAGCACUUAUUGCUGUUCUGGUGGUGGUGGCGGUCGUGGUCAUCAUCGUGUUGGCAGUUGUGAGAUAUAAGGUCAAGAAAAGGAAAGAACCCUAUGAAAAAGAACUUCUUGGGUCACAGUCUACAUUAGCUUCCACGGCCAGUCUGAACAAAUCAGAUGAAGGAGAAGAAGGGAAGACUGGGGAUCAGUGCUCAUCUGGAGUACUUUGGAAAGAACCAGAGAUCAUGUUUGAUGAAUCAGAGAACUUUACUGAAGAAAAGGUUCCAUUGCCUGAUAAAAAGGAAAUGGUUCCGGUACAGAAUUGGGUAGAACAGAAACAUGAUGCUGAUUACUACAGCAACCGCCUUCUGAAAUCCAACUUUAAGCCUUUGCUACCAGUCAAGGAUUCCAUUGCAUCAGCAAAACAGACCAUCAAGAAAGAGAAGACGGAGAAAAAAUCCUCAUCAGGCAAGAAAACAAAGAAAGAAAAGGCAGAGCAGCAUUUGAAACAGAACCUAAGAAAGACGACUAUGGGCCCAACUAAACCUGCAUUUCCAACUCAAGUGCUACCAGAAAUAAGGAGGGCAGAUCAGACAAGGAUUCCCGGCUCAAAUGAUCCAAACCUGAUGAAAUCAAGUAAAGUUCAUCCUGUUGAUUAUGACUUGAAACCAAACAAGACGACUGUCAAGCAAGACCAGGAUUCUGUUGAUUCAGCCCCUACAUUACUGCAUGACCUUACACCGUCAGUCAUCAAACUUUGUGACAGACCCACUAGAGAGGAAACCCAGAGUCCCAGAUUUGAAGGGGAAAAGAGAGAUCUGAUUGAGCUUGAGGCCAGCUCUAAUAAAAAAUGUGCCAUUGAAUUGGAAGAUAAUUCUGGAAUUCCAGCUCAGUGUGAACGACAGUUCUUUAGUUCUCAUAGACGUGUAAAUCCUAUCAAACUUUGA
Messenger RNA from Saccostrea cuccullata (small rock oyster), 1478 nucleotides. RefSeq names its product fat-like cadherin-related tumor suppressor homolog. Gene Ontology annotation, molecular function: calcium ion binding; Notch binding. The transcript is spliced from 10 exons. The record is from RefSeq and is a predicted model, not a curated record. The coding region runs from base 120 to 1478 and encodes 452 amino acids. NCBI's taxonomy places the organism in Eukaryota, Metazoa, Mollusca, Bivalvia, Ostreida, Ostreidae.